Clonostachys solani is the source of this 774-nucleotide messenger RNA. NCBI's taxonomy places the organism in Eukaryota, Fungi, Ascomycota, Sordariomycetes, Hypocreales, Bionectriaceae. The record is from the annotation of a GenBank genome assembly.
AUGCAAACUGUGAGAGCAAAGUUAUCUCGCAGUGAUAAAUCAUCAGCCGAUUUCGAAGCAUGUGUGUGGACAAAAGAAGAGGACCCUGGUCAGUCUUAUGCGCCCUCCAAGGUUCCAGACGAUUCCGACCAGACGGCAAACAUCCAGUCAAACACUUCCCAGUCUGGGAAAAUCAAAGUUCCACAGCUUGAGGUAUUGGGUGGCCUCGCGUGCGGCAAUCUGACUUCUUCAUCAACCUUCCGUGAUGGGCUUGAGCGAGCAGCCGACGACAUCAACACCAAGUAUCAGAAUGAACCCGCUACAGUUAUUCGUAACAACGAAGUAUUCUCGCAAAACAAAGCCUUCGAACUGGCAGCUCGUGGAUACCGUCGCAUCUUUUCCCCUUCUACAGCGAGUUUCCGCCGCUUGAAUGGCAAGAGCUCCGACAGUCAAGGUGUAGAACCUCACCAAGUUGACACUCCAUCUGAAACCAACCCAAGUAACAUGUACCGAUUUUCUUACUCAACCAAGGUUCCAAUCGACUGGCUUGAGAAAAUCUUAGAAACAUCCAUUCCGCUUCGAACACCAUGGGAUUGCGAUGAGCCAAAAUUUUCCGAGAUGACAGAUUUCAAUCCCAAGUCUGUCGACAUCGAGUCCGCCUCAGUAAUCAAGCAUGAGGUUUUGUCUCACCCUUUGGAAUACACUGGAGCGGUAACACCUGUGGCACUCCUGGGGACUGUUGCGAAUAAUAUCAUCGUUCCUAUCUUUGAAAAACGCCUAUCAUCAAUCCCAUAG